AUGAAUUUUGAUCAAUUUAAAAUACCUUCAACAAUUGAAGAGGCCAAAUAUUUAAUUUUUAAUCAUAUAAAAACUUUCAAAAAAGAAAAUAUUAUACAUGAUUUUAAAAAUUUCAAAAUAUCACCAAUUACAAUCACAAUUAGUUUAAUUACCUUAUUCACAAUUUUAAUCUUUGGUAAAAUUUUAACACCAACAUCAACAUCAACAAGUCCAUCAACAUACAAUGAAACUGAAAAAACAGGUAAAAAAACAGGUGGUAAGAAAAAAUUAAGUAAAGCUCAAAGAGCAAAUAAAGAAAUUCAACAAAUUUUAGAUUUUGUUGAAAGUGAAUACGUACCUGAAAUUGAUUCUUAUAUAGAAAAUUACAAAUCAUUAUCAAAAGAGGAUGUUGAGUAUAAAUUUAGUUAUUUUGAAGAAAUGUUACUUAAAGAAUUGAUGAAGUUGGAUGAAAUUGAUGUUACAAGUAAUGAAAUAUUAAGAGAAAAUAGAAGAAAAGUUAUAAAAUUUGUUCAAGAUCAUCAAAAAAGACUCGAUAAAUUUAAAAAAGAUAUUAGUUAG
Messenger RNA from Insectozyma verbasci, 558 nucleotides. The record is from the annotation of a GenBank genome assembly. Lineage: Eukaryota; Fungi; Ascomycota; Pichiomycetes; Serinales; Debaryomycetaceae.